Messenger RNA from Rhizophagus irregularis DAOM 181602=DAOM 197198, 1323 nucleotides. The record is from RefSeq and is a predicted model, not a curated record. Lineage: Eukaryota; Fungi; Glomeromycota; Glomeromycetes; Glomerales; Glomeraceae.
CCCAAGUCCUAAAGUUCUCUGUUUUUUUUUGGCAAAAUAUACAGUAUAAAUGGCAUUAUGGCAGAACGACAAAUAAAUUGCCAAGCAGAAUUUUUUUCAACUUCUCCUAGGAAUAAUUUUAUUUCCAAUAAGCAGCCAUGGGAAUAUGAUCCCUUAUAUCAUACGGAAGUAAAAUUAUUUAUUAAAGAUAUACAUAAAUUAAAACACGUUCAAUAUAAAAAAAGUGGAGUGGAAAAAGAAGUUUCAGUAUUUUUUUAUGGUCAAUCGAAUAGACCAGUACAAUGUGUUGAUAUCAUCGGAAUAGUUAGAGCUAUUGAUAUAUUUAGAAAAGUGAUCAAAUAUUAUAUUGAUGAUGGAUCAUCCACCAUUUCGUGUGUAGAAUUUAUACCAGAUGAUUUGAUAAAUAGUUCAAGUAAAUUGGCGCUUUCUCAAUUGAACAAAUUUAACAUAUCAGAAUUAGUAAGAGUCGGCGGAAUGUUAAAUGAAUAUAAAAAUCGAAAAGAAAUUAAAAUUCGUCACAUGAAUAAAAUAGAAGAUCCAAAUGAAGAAUUACUUAGGUGGACAGAGAUAAUCUGUCUAAAAAAAGAUGUAUACUGUAAAGAAUUCAAAUUUACAUCAAAUCAUUUUGACGAAAAAAAACUUUUACGUGAUAAAUCUUCUGCGGGUUCAUAUUAUCCAAAUAAGAAGAUGGCUUUAUCAAGAAAGCCAACAAGCGGUGGUGGUGAUAGUUCCACCGUUUCUUAUCUAACACAAUCUAAUCAAUCCGAUGCGAUACGAUGUAAUUCAUUACAAAUUAUUGACGAAGAAAUGCUAAAAAGUCGCAUUAAAGAAUAUAUUGACAAUAAUUUAAAUGAAUUUAGAUUUAGUAGCAUUGUCGAAGUUACUGGGUUACAAGAUAUUGCAAUUAAAGUAUUGCAAUCACAAGGAAGAAUAAUUGAUUUCAAGAAACAAGAUAAGACAAUACAAAGAAAUAAUUACCAUAAACAAUAUAAAGAAGAAAUCAGAUUUUUAUUUAAGAAAAUAUUAAAAAGUUUAAUACAAGAUGAAUAUUUACAAGCUGAUCAAAAUCUAGUUUCAUUCAAGGUAGUAAAAACAAAGGAAGAAAAAUAGGUAUAUCCUACUCUCAAAAAUUUUUCCAUAUAUUAUUAUCAACCACCUGUAUGAAUUUUGAUGGAAUUUUAAAUUUAUCAAUAAAUUGUUUAUGAUUCCAAUAAAUUUGAACCAUAUUAGGACAAUUUUGAGCCAGUUCAUUAAAAUCAUUAUAAUUCAAUUGUUCUAAAUUAUUCUUAUCAUCAUCAUCAUCAUCAUCAGUAACAAAUAAAU